AUGCCCUUGAUCAUUGGUGGCUACUUCUUGACCGAUCAACAGUUGGCCACACUGGGUGCUAAACGUGGUCUCAACAUCCCCAAUGGCGAAGCGUACAUUUUGAAUUCGCACCUGCUCUCCAGGGGAAUCAAGUAUUGUACUGCGAUCCCGGUUGCUCUACCCCAGAAGGACCCGCAUGCCUCAAACCCCUUUGUGACCGGAACGUUGAUUACGACUCACAAGCGAGAUGAUAAUGUAGAGCGUCUUCGUGAUUGUGUCUCAUUUGUAGAGAACAACGAUGACUUGCAGAUCAAGGAAUGGCUGCAGCGAUAUGGGGUGCCGGAUCCCGUGUUUGAGACUGUUCCUGAUCCAUUUGGGAAGUUCAAUGAGAACGGUGUGAUGCAGGACUAG
Sparassis crispa is the source of this 390-nucleotide messenger RNA. RefSeq lists its product as hypothetical. The transcript has a single exon. The record is from RefSeq and is a predicted model, not a curated record. Lineage: Eukaryota; Fungi; Basidiomycota; Agaricomycetes; Polyporales; Sparassidaceae. The coding region runs from base 1 to 390 and encodes 129 amino acids.